Rhizophagus irregularis DAOM 181602=DAOM 197198 is the source of this 5025-nucleotide messenger RNA. RefSeq lists its product as uncharacterized. Lineage: Eukaryota; Fungi; Glomeromycota; Glomeromycetes; Glomerales; Glomeraceae. The record is from RefSeq and is a predicted model, not a curated record.
AUUUUCUUAAAUCUUGCAUCUGAUUGAAAUUUAUAAGAAUUCAUUAUUAUAAACAGCAGCAACUAUGGGUGCUAUUCUUUCAAAAGCAUUAAAAUUAAUAUUCUCUGUUGGCUGUGUUGUCGCUGGACUGGCUAUGUAUUGUUUUGAUAAACCUAUGCCUAUUUCUUUUCCUGGUGUGUCCGGUGGUUCCCUAAGUACUAUCUUUAUUUCAGCUGGGAUUUCUGGAGUUUUAGCUUGUCUCUUUAAUAAUAAGUGUACAUGGUUUGAAUUGUUUAAAGAAAUGUGUAAGGGUGCGCUUACUGGCAUAAUUUCAACUUUUUCAAGUGAAAUUGCUGGAAAUAUAGCACAUAGAUUAGCGUUUUCAGAUUGUGCGGUAAAAUUUAUGAAAACUUUCGCCAGUUCUUGUUCAUCAAUUAUAUUUAGGCACUAUUCUGAUGGAAACAAAAAACCGUUAACUAUUAAAGAGUUUAUUCCUACAUUCUUUUACAGUAUAUUGUCCUAUGGAAUAAACUUUGGACAUGAAGCAAUAUAUAAAAAGACUGUCGAAUCCGCCACGGACUUGUACCAAAAAACCAAAUUACAACUGGGUGAAUCCGGUUCCAUUAUCGACUUGUCUUAUCAUCUUAAAGAUUGGCGCUCAAAGCAAACCUUCUUAUCUCUCUCACUUCAACUUUGUGAUAAUCUUAUAACUAAACUGAGCGUUAAUUCAAUAAAACAAGUGAUUAGAAAUAAAAAAGUGAAGAUAAAUCAAACUCCUCAAGGUUAUUCCAUUAUGUUUAUGGAAUCUUUAAAAUCUACACUGGUUUCAUUUGUUCAAACCGGUAUCACUUAUCAUGAAGAAGUUGAAAAUAAAGAUAAACUUAUUUACAACCUUGCAGAGAUUGAGAAAAAAGGGUUAAACAUCCAAUGUGUUGAUGAUCAAAAUUCUAUUAGCUCGUUCAAUGAUCCAAAGAAAGUGGAGGAGCUCUUUACUAAACCAGUUGAAUUUGAACCGAGUGAAAUCGAUCCCGAUUCUGACUCUGAUGAUAAUAAUUAUACCAAAGCUAAUAAUAUGAAUGAUAAUAAAGCUAGCUUUACAACAUCAAAAACUCCAAAUACUCGUGAUAAGAUCAUCAAUGGGUCACGUUCUUGGAACGAAGGUGCAAAAAUUUAUUCCACGAGAGAUGCAAUUGAAACUUUCCGAUUUCAAUAUGAAAGACAUAAUAAUAACGUUGCUUAUGAGUCUGGUGAUGAUGUUGAUCAAACUCCAACUAGUUAUGAAUAUGUGUACGUUAAUGUUCGUUCAAAUAGCAGUUUACCCGUAUCCACAUCAUCUUCGACCAAUAAGGAUAGUGGUAAAAAAGGGAAAUUCAAAGCUACAAAUGAAAGUUCCGAUUUGUUUCUAUCUAAUCAAGAUAAUCAAUAUUUUACUAAGAAGCAAAAUCUACCUGAGGUAGUAAAUGAAGCGAGCACACAUUUAGGAGUUAAACUUCAUCCGAUAAUCUGUUGGGAUGCAGAUAAACAAAAGUAUAUCUUUUCAGACCCGAACGAAUGGCCGGCUUUCCCUCAUAAAGCCAAAGUCAUCGGAUUCGUUGGGACAAAAAAGUCUGGACGUACUACAGCAAUUCAUAGUCUCUUAUUCGAAUUGGGUUACUUUUUAACUGAAGAUCAGCUAGCGAAGUCAUUAUUACCAAUUGGUGUAAUGAUGUACGUUCUGAAAAAACAUGACUUAAUAUUUCUGGACUGUUGUGAUAUUGCAGAUUCUUCCAUAGAUAAAGCCGGAAAUCUUCUUUCAGGAUAUCUACUUGAAUUCUUUACCUAUAUGGCUUCCUGUCACUUAGUCAUUCACACGGCAAUUCCUGCAAAGAAAGAAGGUGACCGAUCUAUGUUUUCAGAAACACUUACUGAUUAUAUUCAUGCAAAGGCAAAACUUCAACUAUUGUGGUCCAAUACAAUUCAAACAUUUGGACCAUCAAUGCUCACUGUCCUAGUUCGCGGUACAAAACAACAGUGUGAGGAAAUGGACUUAGAUAAAAUCAAUUUAUUUUCUUCUCAAUCAAACAAUGAUGAAUAUGACAAAAUCGUAUUUACGCAUGGAUUUCAAGAUUCUAAAGCAUUUACCUGGCAGUACAUCCCCGAAGAAAUGAUAACUGUGCGAACUCUUGCAAAUGACAAAUUUGCAGUUCCUUCGGCAAUUCUAAGGCGUGUGAAAGAUGAAACUGAGCCUCAUGGACUUUCUAUAAGUGUGCAAGCUAUUAUGGAGGGAAUUACUGUUGGUGAAUGUGUAGCUAAUAAUGAAAAUCUGAAACCUUUUUAUAAUAGAGUUGAAGCAAAUUGGAAAUAUCUCUUUAAUAUAAUUAUGUCUAAUAGUAUACUUGCUCAAAGUGUUGCUGAUUUUAUUAAUUAUGAAACGAUUAAAGAAGCCGAUGACAAAACAGGUGGUUUAAUUCAAGAAUACAUCGAAUCAGUAAAUAAUCUUGUCAAAUACUCAGCAUCUCAAGGGUCAGCGUUAGAAACCAAUUUCAGAGCAAUGUGCGAAGACUUUAAGAAUCGAAUGGAUAUUGAAAUGAAUAAACCCAAUGACGAACAAGAUCCUACCAUUGGCUUCAAAUUAAAUAUUGAAAUUGCAAAGUGUCUUCUUGAAAGUUCGAAAACAGAGACUAAUUUACAAAUAAAAGAAAAUUUGAUAUCGUGGGGUCUUCAUGGCCUAACGCUGAUCCAUAAUCGUUCAACACCUAAAGUUCUUGAGCAUACAUGGAUGAAGCUUUGUAUCAAGACGUAUAACAUACUUGAAAUCUUGAACGAUCCCGUUAUUUACAAUGUUCAUUGGCACUGUUGGAACUUUUUAUCAUUUGCCAGCUCUUGUGGUUUUAAAUUGGAACUUAUUGGAUGGAAAAUACUGGAGCGUGCAUUGCAAUGUCUCAAAACAUCAGCUAAUAAACCUCAAUUUCACUUUCAUGUUCUCAAAUGUUUUCUUAAAUUUCUUGAGACUGAACCUUAUCUUCCAGUAAUAAUUAGUCCUUUGAAUAAUGACAUAUCAAAUCAAACUUCAUCGUUACAAUUAAAUGAGGAACAAUAUUACCGACUUAAACAAAUGACUUAUUAUGGAAUAAUGGAAUAUUCGAAAAAGUGUGUUAGAGAUGCUGCAGAAAGGCGAAAGCCGACUAAUAUGGAAAAUUUUUUGGAAGAUAUUAUGAAUAUUAUUAACAAACAAAUCAAAAUUUUGAUAAGUUCAGCAUUAACAUCAUCUCACAAUGAACCUUUCUCGAUCUUACCUGAACAUCAGCAGUUCGCUAUUGUUAGUGUUGCAUUGGAACGGUUAAACACCGAUAUUGCUCUUUAUGUCUCUAAAUACAUCUUUGGCGGUGAGGGAUUAAUCGAUGUCUUUCUUCCAGAUUCGCCUAUUGAGGCAUUGCAAGACUAUCACGAAGCGGUUCGUAAUUACAGAUGGUUGCUUUUACAACGAAUUGCUAGACUCCGAGAUGAUGAAUGUACCCAAAACCUUAUUGAAAAUACUCUUUCUAGCGUCGUCGGUUUCUUAAAAAAUUUGCCAUAUGAUGAAGCAUCCAAAAAAUCUCAUUCAUAUGCAGUUCUCUUCGCAAAUGCCUUAAUGUUUUCUGGAAAUAUCAUGCAAAAACGUCAACAAGUCAAGAAGAAAAGUCAAGUAACAUCAUCGUUUUCCCGACAACCAAUGACCAUAAAUGAUAUCAAUAAAAAGAAGGAAAAGAUUGAAAAUGAAGAAUAUGGAGAGGUUCGCAUAGAGUUACUUUUGCAAAAAUGUUUUAGAUCUGUAUUACAAGAGUUUUUGCGUGGGUUGAAAUCCAAAGAUCAAAAAGAAUAUCUCAGCUCAGAAAAAGUUCGACAUUAUACACAAUAUGUUAAUAACUUAUUGUUCGCUCCUCAUAAUUCUCGAAUUCAAGCCUUGUCUUUGGACCAAAUUUCUGUUGUUGAACGAAAUAUGCUUCGAUUAAUGACCUUUCAAAUAAUGGAUCUUUAUAUAAAAACUCUUUGGAAACACGAGUUAGAAAAGGAGGAACCCGCCGUGUCAAAUCAAAUUUCAAUCGUAUAUAACACACGAGCAUCUUUGAGGUUAUUGAAUCGAAUUUAUUGGAUGAUAACUAAAAAAGAUAAUAUUCAAGGACUUUCCAUUAUUUUCGGUUCUUCAACAAACACAACAUCUGGGCAAAGUAUUAUUCAUUCCCUUCCUUCUUCUAAUGAUGUGCAUUCCUCGGAAAUUCUAGCCGAUGAAAUGAUCCAACGUAUUGGCCUUAACAAUUGGCAAAACCUUAUAACUCUAACUUCCAUUCCACGCAUCCUAUCUGAUCAUGCUUCUAAAAUAGAUCCUGAUAAUUCAUUAAACUUUCGCGAGGCUAUAUUUGACGUGCGAGAUGAAGCUUUAAUCCUCCUUUGGAAUCUUUCCGAGUGUAGUGGCGUCUCGCUUGGAGUAUCAAAAAAGGUCAUGACCGUCAAUGAUUUUCGAUCAGCAAAUGUGGUUGGUGAAUUCUCAGACAUGUCAACUUUUGAUGAGGAUGGAAUAAAUCGGAUUAGAUUCCUUGUCAAUCGAGUCAUAAGUCAGAUAUAUACUGAUACUACCACUGUUAAUGCUGAGAUUACAAAUCAAGAACUACAUAAUCGUUUUAGAAUUGGCAAAAUUAGAGCCAUUGAAUCGGCAAAACGUGUUACAAUUUCUGAGAAUAUCGAAAAGCAAAUGGAGGAGCAAAAAUUAGAACCUGAUUUUCAAGCAAUGAAAGAGGCUAGAUUAAGAAAAUUUAAUAACAAGUAACUUUUUAAAUACGAUAUCCGUAGUUAGUAACAAAAAUUUGCUUAAGACUAUACAUAUACAGUAUAUAAGUGCGUGAUAAAAAGUCAUAGCAGAUAUUCCACAAAAAAUUCAUUUUAUUAUUAUAAUCCCUUUAGUAAUUAGAAUUUUUUAUAUUUAUCGCAGUAUGUACGACAGUAAAGUUUUAUAUUUCUUAUUUCGUAUUAAUUAACCCAAAUAAAGAAGAAAAUAUUUACACACUACAUCCUGCAUAACGUCAACCAGCA